AUGGAUAUAGACACAGAAUCCGCAGAUGACGAAAGAGCCGUCGAACUGUCUUCUAUCGCUGCCAUCUAUCCUGAGAUCGAAUUAAAUUCGGACGCUCCCUUCUCAGCUUCUCUAGCCUUACCUGUUUCUCCAACAAACUCUACGAAAAUCAUCUUCAAACCUUCUUUAGAAAUACCCCAUAUCGACGCUUCAGUUUCUCCUGAAACCCUAACAAGUCAAUACUUUGAAAAGGAUGGCUUCCUUCUGAAAACAAUAUCUACGAAAGACGUUGUAAAUGUAGACGUUUAUCCCGUCGCGCAUUUCCCUCCACUGCUUCUGAGCAUCGAUUUACCGGAUCGGUACCCAGCUACUGAACCUCCUACAUUUGCUAUAUCUACGAAUCCUGAAUGGCUUCCUGCACCUGCCAUAUCAAGACUGGUCAACGAAAGCAAGGGGCUGUGGGAAGAGUGCGGUCGAAAUUUAAUUGUUUACUCGUAUAUCGACCAUCUCCAACAGUCAGGGGAAUCCUUCUUUGGGCUUCCCAUAGACUCGCAAAGUGCUUUGGUCUUUCCUGAAGAAUUGAAGGUUCCCCUUUUAGAGUUCGACCUCCGCUUGAAGCGAGAGAAGUUCGAACAAGAGACUUUCGUUUGUGGUAUUUGUCUGGAACCCAAAAAAGGACAAGUUUGUCAUAGGCUUCAACGUUGCUCGCAUGUUUUCUGCGUCGCAUGCUUGCAAGAUUUCUACAAUACCUGCAUUAAAGAGGGUGAUGUUGACAACGUCAAGUGUAUUGAUCUUGAUUGUGGGAAGGAAGCAAAUCAUGCCUCUCGGUGCAAUGAUGGCGAAGUAGAAGCGGGAAGAAAAUCCAGACGCAGCCGAAAGCCAGACUUCACUUUAACGCCAACGGAGCUCCUCUCAAUCCCUCUCGAACAGCAGGUUGUCAAACGAUACGCCUUUCUCAAACGGAAACUCAAAUUGGAAGCCGAUAAGUCUAUCAUGUAUUGUCCACGCCAAUGGUGCCAAGGUGCCGCUCGGUCAAAGCGGUUUCCGAAGCCAACAGACUUAAUGAAUACUAGCAAUUUAGAGUUAUCAGAUGACGAAGAUGAAACAGACGCAUUUGACCCUCUAGGCUCUGAAGAUCAACUUCCACCCAUGGAAAAGCGAGUCGCGAUUUGUGAAGAUUGUGGGUAUGCCUUUUGUCGUGUGUGCAAAAAAGGCUGGCAUGGUCCUCGAGCAUUCUGCUAUCCGCGACGUGCUGCAGAGCUUACAGCAGAGGAAAAGGCAACCGAGGAUUACAUGUUCCUUUACACCGCUCAAUGUCCAACUUGUGAUUUUCGUUGCCAGAAAGCGAUGGGCUGCAAUCAUAUGAUCUGCUCCAGAUGCAAAACUCAUUUUUGCUACUUGUGUAGCAGCUGGCUUUUUGCUAAUAAUCCGUACCAGCAUUUUAAUGAAAGGACCAGUAAAUGUUACAUGAGAUUAUGGGAGCUCGAGAAAGGCGAUGGCAUAGGUGGAGCGGUUCAAGAACAACAAGACCCCUUUUGGGCCGAAGAGUCUGAUCAUGAAGAAGACGAAAUCCAUGGCGCUUGGCAAUUCGCUCAUGUAGUUAACAGAGACAACCGAGCUCCUCCGGCCGCUCCUGAUCCUCCGCAAGCGAUAGCUCCUGCUCAUCUGGAACAAGCUCAGCAAGCCGUGCAAAUUGAUCUACCAUACCGAGGUCCUCCCCUUGCUGAAGCCGUGAAUGGUAACCCUCGUCCCGCGCAGAACCAAGGCCAAGCCGAAGUAGAGCCUGGGCAAAGACGUGGAUUACAGCGUUUUCUGUACCUAGUACAGCAUGAUCAGGAGGAUGAAUGGGACAGCGAUGAAUUAGAGGGCGACUUCUAG
Messenger RNA from Ophidiomyces ophidiicola, 1857 nucleotides. RefSeq lists its product as uncharacterized. Gene Ontology annotation, molecular function: ubiquitin protein ligase activity; zinc ion binding; ubiquitin conjugating enzyme binding. The record is from RefSeq and is a predicted model, not a curated record. Lineage: Eukaryota; Fungi; Ascomycota; Eurotiomycetes; Onygenales; Onygenaceae. Gene Ontology annotation, biological process: protein polyubiquitination; positive regulation of proteasomal ubiquitin-dependent protein catabolic process; ubiquitin-dependent protein catabolic process. Gene Ontology annotation, cellular component: cytoplasm; ubiquitin ligase complex. The transcript has a single exon. Bases 1 to 1857 code for a protein of 618 amino acids.